ACUGUAUCAUGUCGACUGGCGAUGUGCGCCAUCUUGAAAAGAAAUAAAAUCACGGGCAAUUCUGGUUGCUCUGAUUCUCUAGACUAAUCACUUUUCUUCUGUAUCAGUAACCCUGUAAUCCUCACGAAAUUACUAUAAUAAGGUUCGGAAUAACCCCCAUUGACGCCAGUUUUGCUGCAGAACGAAGCAAUGGCAGGUGUCGGAGGAGGGAACGAUUUCCAGUGGUGUUUCUCUCAAGUGAAAGGAGCGAUAGACGAGGAUGUGGCGGAAGCGGACAUUAUCUCAACAGUUGAAUUCAACUACUCGGGUGACCUAUUAGCCACAGGAGACAAAGGGGGAAGAGUUGUCAUAUUUCAGCGGGAACAGGAGAGUAAAAAUCGACCACUCUCCAGAGGCGAAUACAACGUGUACAGCACUUUCCAGAGUCAUGAGCCAGAAUUUGACUAUUUGAAAAGCUUAGAAAUUGAGGAGAAAAUCAACAAAAUCAGAUGGCUGCCCCAACAGAAUGCUGCUCACUUUCUGCUUUCUACAAAUGAUAAAACCAUAAAGUUAUGGAAAAUCAGUGAAAGGGACAAAAGAGCAGAGGGGUACAACCUUAAAGAUGAAGAUGGGAGGCUGCGAGAUCCUUUUAGAAUCACAUCACUACGGGUGCCAGUCUUGAUGCCCAUGGACCUCAUGGUGGAGGCGAGCCCGCGGAGAAUAUUUGCGAACGCACACACAUAUCACAUCAAUUCCAUUUCAGUAAAUAGCGAUCAUGAAACGUACCUUUCUGCAGAUGACCUAAGAAUAAAUCUAUGGCACUUAGAAAUCACAGAUAGAAGUUUUAACAUUGUAGAUAUAAAGCCUGCCAACAUGGAGGAGUUGACGGAGGUCAUCACUGCAGCCGAGUGCCACCCUCACCAGUGCAAUGUAUUUGUGUACAGUAGUAGCAAGGGCACGAUCCGCCUGUGCGACAUGCGUGCGUCUGCCCUCUGUGAUAGACAUAGCAAAUUUUUUGAGGAGCCAGAGGACCCAAGCAGCAGGUCUUUCUUCUCGGAAAUCAUCUCCUCAAUAUCAGAUGUGAAGUUCAGUCACAGUGGACGCUACAUGAUGACCCGAGACUAUCUCUCAGUAAAAGUUUGGGACCUCAACAUGGAGAACAGGCCAGUGGAGACGUACCAGGUUCACGAAUACCUCCGAAGCAAGCUGUGCUCGCUGUAUGAGAAUGACUGCAUCUUUGACAAGUUUGAGUGCUGCUGGAAUGGUUCUGACAGUGCCAUCAUGACCGGCUCCUAUAACAACUUCUUCAGGAUGUUCGACAGGAACACCCGGAGAGACAUCACGCUGGAGGCGUCCCGGGAGAACAGUAAACCACGUGCCAUUCUGAAGCCCCGGAAGGUGUGCACCGGCGGCAAGAGGAAGAAGGACGAGAUCAGUGUGGACAGCCUGGACUUCAAUAAGAAGAUCCUGCACACCGCUUGGCACCCCAAGGAGAACGUCAUCGCUGUGGCCGCCACCAACAACCUGUAUAUAUUCCAGGACAAAAUCAACUAAAAUAAGAGUGGAAUAAAAAAUAUGAAAGAAAAUUAAAACAGAAAAGAAAAUAUCGCCCUACCAUCCCCUUCCAAAUACGCCCCGCCCCCCGGCGCUGACCUGAGGACACAAAUCUUGUACUUUGCAUAGUUAAGCCUAGUCGUUAAAUCUGUAAACGAAACAAUGGCCUUUGUUGUCCUCCUAAUGAAGAAUUUGAUGCACUUGUUUUCAUGUGUAGCCGAGGGAGUUAAAAAAGACCGCCUGUUUCUUUCUUUCUUACCUUCUUUCCUUCUUAUUUUUUAUCUUUCUUUUCUUCUUUCCUUUCUCUCUCUGGGGGUCCCAAAAUCCAGAACCUUCUCCCACCUUCCUCUCAACCCCACUCUACUCUGGUCUCAUUGAUCUCAAGAAGACAGCCCCACUCCACCCCAAAACGGGUUGAAGCCCAUUUCACGGAGAGCACUCAAGAAGAGGCAGAAAACUGUCCCAAAGUUAAAUCUAUUUAUUUGAGUUUGAGCCUACUUUUUUUAAAUAUUAAAAAACAAUCGGCCAACAGAAAUUUUGGAAUUGCCCCCUUCCCCCUCAAGUUAUGUGUAGUCUCUCCUCUGUAUGCCUGGGCCUCUCUGAAAUGACAUUUGUUUGUUAAUGCCUAUUAACAUUCCUCCUCUGGUCCACCGCUCAGGCCUUGGUGUUGACUUUUGAAGCACUUAACAGGUCUCCAUUAUGGUCAGUGGACAGUUGAUGUUGUGAUCCUUUUUUGUCUGAUUUUUUUUUUGUUUUGUUUGUUUUUUGUUUUGUUUUCCUGUUUGUUUUUAUUAUUUUUUUUGUUUCAUGUUUUACUCUCUUCUCCAUUUCUCAUGCAUAGUAACAUUUACUCACUGACUGUAUCUAAAUAACUACACCGUCUGGUGUCAACCACUUAAUAAAAGUAACAAAAAUUAUGAUGACGCGUUUUUACAUUCUGAA
Alosa alosa (allis shad) is the source of this 2475-nucleotide messenger RNA. It is a transcript of the gene ppp2r2d, whose product is annotated as protein phosphatase 2, regulatory subunit B, delta. The record is from RefSeq and is a predicted model, not a curated record. Gene Ontology annotation, cellular component: cytosol; protein phosphatase type 2A complex. Lineage: Eukaryota; Metazoa; Chordata; Actinopteri; Clupeiformes; Clupeidae. Bases 190 to 1533 code for a protein of 447 amino acids. The transcript is spliced from 10 exons. Gene Ontology annotation, biological process: peptidyl-serine dephosphorylation. Gene Ontology annotation, molecular function: protein phosphatase regulator activity; protein binding.